AUGAGUCGUUUGAAAUACACGUCUGGCAACAAGCGCUACGAGGAAUGGGAGAAUCAAUCAGAGUACUCACACAAGCGGAGAUUCUGCUCCUCACUUGCUCGGAAUCUCAGUUUCGUGGUAGGACCGGACGAGUGGGAUGUAUCGACGCAGCGCCUGGAGCUUGUUUCCGGAUCUUGUAUACAGCGAUCAGACACGCUAUUGUCGAACGCCACACCAUCCCCAGACACAAUCUCGCGGUGGGAGCAGCACAAAGCCGAAAUCGGUCAGCUCUAUCAGCACCACAGCCUGGAAGAGGUUGUGCGCUUGAUGAAGGAACGGCACAACUUUGCGCCAAGCAUUCGCAGCUACAUACAGAGAAUCGCCGAGUGGGGGUUCAAGAAGCGACAAGCCACGUCGCUCACCAGGGGCGCUGAAUGUCACGAAUAG
Molecule: messenger RNA, 426 nt
Organism: Cladophialophora carrionii CBS 160.54
Lineage: Eukaryota; Fungi; Ascomycota; Eurotiomycetes; Chaetothyriales; Herpotrichiellaceae
Exons: 2
Coding region: 1-426 (141 amino acids)
Source: RefSeq, a predicted model, not a curated record